Molecule: messenger RNA, 1585 nt
Organism: Coregonus clupeaformis (lake whitefish)
Lineage: Eukaryota; Metazoa; Chordata; Actinopteri; Salmoniformes; Salmonidae
Product: KAT8 regulatory NSL complex subunit 2-like
Exons: 12
Coding region: 197-1345 (382 amino acids)
Cellular component (GO): NSL complex
Source: RefSeq, a predicted model, not a curated record
CUCAAAUUGGGCGGAUAUCUUCUCAACUCAAAGAGUGUGCUUUCUUUGCUUCGAUAACUGGCUAGGUAACAACACGUGAGACCGACGGUGGUGAGUCAGGCUGGAAAGGAGAUACAGAGGGAGGAAGCAUUGAAACAAGCAGGGAGAGAGAUAACCGCCAACAUGGGGACAAAAUCGGCGGACAACAGAACCAGUAAUGAACAGGAUAAGGAUCCACGUGUUGCCGUCAAGCCGGGGCCGUUUGGCCCAGACUGCCCGUACCCAAGAGCCCCAGGCCUGUUCCUUCACCCAACGGACCUGCUUCCAGCCCCGCCUGGAGGGCCUGGAGUUCUGCAUCAAACAUGUCCUGGAGGACAAGAACGCCCCCUACAGACAGUGUAGUUAUGUGUCUAACAAGAAUGGCAAGCGCUGCCCGAACGCAGCCCCAAAGGUUGAAAAGAAAGAAGGGGUGACCUUCUGUAUGGAGCACAUUAGGAGGAAUGUCAAGGCUGUCCAGGCCCAGCUGAGGAAGGCCUCAUCUGGUCCCGCUCCUGAGGCCCUCCUAUCUCAGCUCAGUGGAUACAACCUCCCUGAGACACACGGCCCGGACAGUGGCCGCAGUGAAGCCAGCCGCAUCCUAGUUGCAAUUCCAGAUGAGGACAGCUGGCUCUGGACCAGACCUGGAGAGGAGACCCAGACAGUGAAGCUGACAGUGACAACGAGGACCCUCUCAAACGUGCAGGACUGCUCAGCAUCCGACCGUAAGUUUUUGCCCCGUUAUUGUGUGUUCUCUCUACAGGCCCAUACAGUGAGGUCCAGCCAGAGGUGUAUCUCCUACGUGGAGGGGACACGCUGCUCUAACCAGUGUCUUCCAAUGACACAACACUGCAUCUCUCACAUCUACCAGGACAGUAACCAGGUACUGUUUAACGUGUGUCCGGGGCUAAAGGAUGUUCCGUGUGAUCGGCCGGUCCAUAUGGGCCAGUCUGAGGAGCCUCGCUGCCCCCUGCAUCUCUCCCUGCCGCCCCCCAUGUACCAGCCUGAACAGGAGACAGCCCUGGCCCCAGAGCAGCUAGAUGCAGUACUACCCAGAGACAUGUACCUGAGUGCUGCAGAGUUACAGCCCACGGAGAGCCUGCCGCUAGAGUUCAGCGACGACCUGGAUGUAGUGGGGUGUCCUAUGUCCCCUCUGACGUUUGACACAGCCUUGGCCCUGGAGGACCAGGCAGUCAGGGCCAUCGCUGAGGCCCCCAUGGACUUCCUGACCGGGGCCAAGCUGGACGCCUUGGGACACAUGGAGCUCUCUGAGAGAGAUAUGGAGUAUAUAGAGGACCAGAUUGUCAUGGAGGUGAAGGGGAAACUAUAGGAAACUCAACAGAACUGGACCAUGUUGCUGCAGACACUUCCAGAUGAGAGAAGAUAUUUACCUCAACCCAUGUUCUAAUGGGUUGAAAAGACUAAUAUAAAUCUCACCCAUAUAAAUAAAAAAAGACAUAUGUAGAAUUCCAGAGACUGAUGUUGAGUUGAUCAAUCUUUUUACGCUGCUGCUACUCUGUUAAUUAUUUAUGCAUAGUCACUUUAACUCUACCCACAUGUACAUAUUACU